Messenger RNA from Colletotrichum truncatum, 1914 nucleotides. Its product is annotated as hsp70 protein. The record is from RefSeq and is a predicted model, not a curated record. NCBI's taxonomy places the organism in Eukaryota, Fungi, Ascomycota, Sordariomycetes, Glomerellales, Glomerellaceae. Gene Ontology annotation, molecular function: ATP binding; ATP-dependent protein folding chaperone.
AUGAGCUUCAAUCUCCCCCUCCGGCCGAGCUCCAGCAGUAUACGGAACCAGGCGAGCAGGAGCAGUUACUUUACAAAUUACACGCCUAGUUCAUCCACCGAAGCCGUUAACGGCCCUCCUCAACGCCAGCCCACUCGGGAGCUGUUUGGCACGACCGAUCGGCUGAUUGUCGGUGUCGACUUCGGAACCACGUUUUCAGGUGUCGCUGCCGUAUACACAUCAACCCCAGACGAUGUCGAAAUCAUCAAGACCUGGCCUGGCGGUAACGGCAUCACCUCGGACAAGGUGCCUACGGAGAUAAGCUAUGACUUCCCCCCAAACACGCCCGAGGGCACAACUCCUACUGUGAAAUGGGGGUUCCAGUUCAAGCCUGAAGAGUCGCGUCUUCGCUGUAUCAAGCUCUUCCUCGACCGCUCACAGAAACUGCCCUUUUACGUGAGCCCGCUGGAAACAGCUGCUCAGCUGAAGCGCUACAACAAAAACGUCCUCGACGCCGUGAGCGACUAUCUUACCCAGAUCUACAAGCACACCAUGGACACUCUGACCCGAAGAUACGGCGAGUCCUUUAUGGCAUCUACAAAAGUCGAAUUCGUCUUGACUUGCCCAGCCGUGUGGUCUGACGCCGCAAAGAACACGACGCUUCAGGCGGCCGAACGAGCGGGUAUGGGAUCAAUGUCAGAGAUCCAAAUGAUCAGCGAACCGGAAGCCGCUGCAGUGUACACGUUGAAGGCGAUCCAGCCGAACCACCUCAAUGCUGGUGAUAACUUCAUUGUGUGUGACGCUGGUGGUGGAACUGUCGAUUUGAUUGCAUAUAAAAUCAUUUCGCUCAAGCCGCUGAAAGUCGAGGAAUCGGCUGUGGGUACUGGCGGCCUCUGCGGAAGCGCAUUUCUGAACUACAGGUUUGAAGAACAUGUCAAAAAUAAGCUUGGCCAUACCAGAUUUGAUGAGAUGAUGCACAAGAAACAAAAGACAUGGCAGAUGGGUCUCAGAUAUUUUGAAGAAUUUGUGAAGCGGAAUUUCAAUGAGGAUGAGCACCAGGAGGUCAACGUGCCAUUUCCAGGGUUGCCGGACGAUGAGGAUGCCGGUUUGGACUGUGGGUUCAUGAUCAUGACGGCGGCAGAAAUCAAGGAAAUUUUUGAGCCUGUUGUCAAGGAGGUUUGCGACCUUGUCCAGGGCCAGGUCGAUGGCAUUCGCAAGGAUGGAGGCGUUGUUUCUGGCAUCGUGCUAGUGGGAGGAUUUGGCCAAAGCGACUAUCUCUACCGAAGACUCAAGUCGCAUUUCAAUAGCUCCGCGCCACCGCCAUACACUGAAAGACCGACUCACGGCACCUUGACUUCAAUGCAAGAGACGGCUUCGAUCGAAGUGAUGCAGCCAGUGUAUGCCUGGACGGCUGUCGUGCGCGGCGCAGUGUUGCGAGGGCUUGAGGGAAACAUGGUGAUCUCAAGAAAAGCGCGAUACCACUACGGUACAUCAUAUGCAACUGUGUACGACGAGGAGAAACAUUCGGUCAGUGAGCGGUACUGGUCGCCGCUAUGGGAGCGAUGGAUGGUGUCAGACCGUAUGCAGUGGCACAUUGCAAAGGGAGAAGCCAUAUCGCCUCUUGAACCCAUUGCCUUCCACUACACUCGAAACUUCCGACCAGGGCAGUCGUUGACAGUGACCGACGACCUUAUUGCGUGUGAAGCUGACGAUCCGCCAUCGGCGUACACCCGUGACCUCAUCCAUGUGUGCACACUUACAACGGACCUUGCAGCGGUGCCGAGGAGUCUGUUUACGCGCUUAACAACAACACGAGGUGUUGAGUUUGACAAUCUCGAUUUCACGCUGGAAAUGAUUGUUGAUAGUGCCGGUUUGGGCUUCGAACUCAAGGUGGAUGGUGUCAGGUACGGACGUGUUGACGCUGAGUUCCAUUAA